This is a messenger RNA of Centrocercus urophasianus (Greater sage-grouse), 1652 nucleotides long. RefSeq names its product DnaJ heat shock protein family (Hsp40) member C5 (gene DNAJC5). The transcript has 5 exons. Lineage: Eukaryota; Metazoa; Chordata; Aves; Galliformes; Phasianidae. The record is from RefSeq and is a predicted model, not a curated record. Gene Ontology annotation, biological process: regulation of synaptic vesicle cycle. Bases 995 to 1591 code for a protein of 198 amino acids. Gene Ontology annotation, cellular component: membrane; presynapse; intracellular membrane-bounded organelle.
AGAAUGGCAGGGAACUUCCCGUUUCUCUUUGCUGUCAUUGCAGUUUGCUAUUUUUCUUACUUAAACUCAGGUUAUAAAAGGGCCCAGCUUACCACUGAUGUCUGUCAGAUGUUAAGGCCAGUUUUCAGAUCACCAAUCAGGUCUAACCUAAAUCUCUCUGUUGAGAUGGCACCGAUGACCCCGUUGUGGCUGUGCUGCCAGCAGGGGUGUUUCCUGUCACAGUUGGCUGAUGCAGGCUGUGCUGGUACACAGAUGGUUAAAAGCUGCUGUUUAAUCCAGGGGAUUACCUUUCUUCAGAGCCUUCUGAGAGAAACCUCUUGAGGGAAUCCUGCUUGCUUAGAGCAUACAGCAGAUGGUUUGUUACUGGAUGCAGCCCUCCUUAAAAACACAGAGCAGCUUUCGGUGCUGUGAAUGAGAGCCACUUGUGAAAGCAGUGGGACAGGUAAUAUCCUGUUUUAUGGAGUGUUCUGAAUGCAGAAAGCUUGCAGCUUUAUUGUAUUUCUAAUCCUGUUCCAUGUUUGAAGAGCCAAAGGUUACCUUCAUUGUAAUAAGGCCGUUCUGUUCCUUUAAAUAACGAGUUUCCCAGAUGAAUUCCAGUUAGCACCUUGUCUUCUGUUCUUCUGCCUGUGCCCUUUUCAUUCUGGCACUGAAAAUGCAGGCAUCCCAUUGCACUGACCCCCCAGGUACCCUGAACUUCUCAGAUGGAAGUGAUUAAAAACUGCAGCGGUAGGAAAUGUUACUCCUGUGUCUCCCUUUAUUCUUGACAGGCAGCCUGCAGACUGACAGACACAGCUGGAUCGAGCUGAAUUUGUUUUUGCCAAACCCAUUGGCCCAGUUUUACGGUGGAGGUUUGAUUAAUGAACACAGGGACUGUACCUGUGACCUGCAGCAUCUGUGCACCCAGGGCAUGUUGGGCUGACGAGGAAGGAAGCUCAUUAGGCCUAAAUGGAGCAACAGACUUCUAGGGACAUUUCUGUGUUCAGGUUAGUCCAAGAUGGCAGACCAGAGGCAACGCUCGCUGUCUACCUCUGGAGAGUCACUAUACCACGUGCUGGGGCUGGACAAGAAUGCUACUUCUGAUGAUAUUAAAAAGUCAUACAGGAAACUCGCACUGAAAUACCAUCCUGAUAAAAACCCUGAUAAUCCAGAGGCAGCAGAAAAAUUUAAAGAGAUCAAUAAUGCACAUGCAAUAUUGACCGAUGCGACAAAGAGAAACAUUUAUGAUAAAUAUGGCUCCCUGGGUCUGUAUGUAGCAGAGCAGUUUGGAGAAGAAAAUGUGAACACGUACUUCGUGCUGUCUAGCUGGUGGGCAAAGGCCUUGUUCGUGUUCUGUGGGCUCAUCACAGGCUGCUACUGCUGCUGCUGUCUGUGUUGCUGCUGUAAUUGCUGCUGUGGGAAGUGUAAACCUAAACCUCCUGAAGGCGAGGAGCAGGAAUACUACGUCUCUCCAGAGGACUUGGAGGCACAGUUGCAGUCAGAUGAAAGGGAGGCCUCAGACGCACCUAUUGUGAUACAGCCAGCAUCAGCCACAGAGACAACCCAGCUCACAGCUGACUCUCACCCUAGCUACCACACUGAUGGAUUUAAUUAAGUUAAGGAAACACUGUAAUUAGAACGGAUUAAGAAAAAAAAAAAAAAAAAUACAUGGCCAA